Molecule: messenger RNA, 837 nt
Organism: Sorghum bicolor (sorghum)
Lineage: Eukaryota; Viridiplantae; Streptophyta; Magnoliopsida; Poales; Poaceae
Exons: 3
Coding region: 290-502 (70 amino acids)
Source: RefSeq, a predicted model, not a curated record
GGACCUUCCCCGACCCACCACCAUCACCACUGCGGCGGCGGCGGCGGCAGUGCGUGGGGGCGUGACGCCGACCAAAUCCGCAACCCUAGCAUCGCGGUGGGCGGCGGGGACGGGCGGUCGACGGCUCGACGCGACGCCGACAGGUGUGGCCGUGUGGUGCGCGAGCACUUGCGGGGGUUCGCGGCGCCAGGCUGCCAGCGUGUGGCCUCCCGGCUUUCCGCCACUGUCAGGUGCGGAGGUGCUAGUUUUUUGGAAAUAAGUAAGCAAGCCAUAGUUAUAUGGUGAGCUGAUGUCAAAGGCACGUAAUGCUUUAGUUGCCACUGGAUUACUGGUCUUCGCUGGUGCUGGUUUAUCAUUUCCGUUCCUUUUCGUGAAAUCAAAGAACAGGCCUAUCAUUGAUUCGUCAAAACCUCUGCCACCACAGGCUACAUUCCGAGGACCAUAUGUGAAUACGGGAUCACGUGAUAUUGGACCUGAUCCUACCAACUAUCCCAAGAAGUGAUUUAAUCUUCCAUGAUGUUUCGAGGUCCUGUGUGAGCUAUGUGGAAAAGUUUUGAGUCUAUGUAAUUUGCCUCACUCAUAUUUGGUCCCUGUAUGAGUGAGGAUCAUGUUUUGGACCACCCUUUUUCUCUUUAAUACAAUGAAACACUGCGUUUUCAAAAAAAAAAGUGAUGUUUCGAGGUCCCAUUUCCCUCGACUCCACUGCUGUGAAAUGGUGUUCUGUCACCUUGUAUUUAGUGCGUUCUGAUCAUGGUUUGUUUUGGGGACAUCAGAUUGUGCAUGUGCCUUGACGUUACAUUUUUUUUAGCAAUACCUAAGGGAAUGACGGUUAUUGAA